This is a messenger RNA of Perca fluviatilis (European perch), 1075 nucleotides long. It is a transcript of the gene rida, whose product is annotated as reactive intermediate imine deaminase A homolog. NCBI's taxonomy places the organism in Eukaryota, Metazoa, Chordata, Actinopteri, Perciformes, Percidae. Gene Ontology annotation, molecular function: deaminase activity. The record is from RefSeq and is a predicted model, not a curated record. The transcript is spliced from 6 exons. Gene Ontology annotation, cellular component: cytosol. The coding region runs from base 206 to 613 and encodes 135 amino acids.
UUAUAGCGACACGUGGGGUGCAGAAGCAGGUACAUAAAGUGUUUGUAUGAAUGGAUGAAUCACAAGGACAGUCCAAUGUUUGAUCAGGGGCGGGGCUUAGUGUACAAUGAACUCAACCUGCUUGACUUGACACCAUAAAAGAGUGCCAGAGUUGAACUUUUAGCAGAGAAGAAGCACCGCAGAGUAGAAACAGACAGCUGACAUCAUGGCGUCUAUUCGUCGACAAAUCCCCUACACGCCAAAAGCCCCUGUCAGACAGGGAAUAUACAGCCAGUCAGUAGUUGUGGACAGAACAAUGUACAUCUCGGGUCAGCUGGGAAUGGAUGUGGCCUCUGGUCAGCUGGUAGAUGGAGGGGUGCAGGCCCAGGCCAAACAGGCUCUCGUCAAUAUGGGGGAGAUUCUUAAAGCUGCUGGCUGUGACUACACUAAUGUGGUGAAGACGACUGUGCUGCUCGCUGAUAUCAACGACUUUAACAGCGUCAAUGAGGUCUACAAAACAUUUUUCAGCAGUAACUUCCCUGCCAGAGCUGCCUACCAAGUCGCUGCUCUCCCCAGAGGUGGUCUGGUGGAAAUUGAGGCGGUUGCUGUUCUCGGUCCUCUGUCAGAUUCAUGACUAGACAGCCACAUCCCAAACAAGCUGUAGUCUAACCAUCAAGUGACCUUUUAUAGUGGUGGAAUAGUGGGAGCCUUAGAGUAUUUCCAGAUGACACAUGAAAGACCAAACUAGGAUCUUGUUGACUUUCUUUUUCCAUAUUUUAAGGUUUUAGCAUACAUUGGUUUCUCCUCUGGCCACUGUAGCUGGUUGACUACACUUCUGAAUUACUUUCAGUAUUCUACCACUUUAGAUUAAAACCCUGAACAAUAGAGCAGCACUUAAUUAACCAUCAUAGAACAAAAUGUAAUGAUAAAGUGGGAUUGUAUCUGCACAACUCAUCCCUGGUCACAGUGGCCAGAUUCAGCUUCGUCUUGGUGCUGCUUAUAGUUUGGUGUUUCAUCUUCUGUUCGGUUCCAGAGAAAUACUUUAACAUAUUUUAAAAGCUCAGCUCUCACUAAUAAAAACACAUGUAGCACCAUC